This is a messenger RNA of Sparassis crispa, 1647 nucleotides long. Its product is annotated as Sugar transporter STL1. The coding region runs from base 1 to 1647 and encodes 548 amino acids. Gene Ontology annotation, molecular function: carbohydrate:proton symporter activity. Gene Ontology annotation, biological process: carbohydrate transport; transmembrane transport. Gene Ontology annotation, cellular component: membrane. The record is from RefSeq and is a predicted model, not a curated record. NCBI's taxonomy places the organism in Eukaryota, Fungi, Basidiomycota, Agaricomycetes, Polyporales, Sparassidaceae. The transcript is spliced from 13 exons.
AUGGGGACCUCGCACUGUGUGCAACGACGAGACGAAGAAAUGGCUAUCUCCUCGUCGUCGGGAAGACGACUGUACUAUACGAUCAAUGCCGUCGCUGGGCUUGCGAUUUUCUUCUUCGGUUACGACCAAGGCAUGAUGGGAGGUGUCAAUACCUCACCCGACUACAUCAAAGUCAUGAAACUUGGAUAUUCUACGUAUGAAGGGCCUUCAGAGGGCUAUGUGGUUACGAUUACAGAACCUACAAGACAAGGUGGUAUUGUUAGCAUAUACUACUUCGGAACUUUACUCGGAUGUCUUAUGGGUGGUGUCUUGGGAGACAGGAUUGGACGCAUCAGGACGAUGAUGCUGGGUAGUCUUUGGGUUCUCAUCGGAGCGGCUUUGCAAUGCUCGGCUCAGAAUAUCGCAUGGAUGCUCUGCGCCCGCGUGGUCAACGGUAUCGGUACAGGCCAUCUGAACGCUAUCGUUCCCGUCUGGAGCGCCGAAGUCGCGACGCAUACAUCUCGGGGAGCGUUCAUCGCCAGCGAAUUUACCAUGAAUAUUUUCGGAGUCGUCGUCGCUUAUUGGCUGGAGUUCGGCUUGGGCUUUGUAGGCGACGGCACGAGCCAAGUUCGAUGGCGGUUCCCUAUUGGGUUCCAAAUAUUACCUGUGCUGGCCUUUAUGAUCUUCCUCCCUAUGAUGCCUGAGUCUCCACGCUGGCUGUUGAAGGUGGGCCGCGACGAAGAAGCACGCGUUAUCCUCGGGCGUCUUCGUUCUGAAGACGGAAACAUCGAGGACGCACGCGUCGCGGCGGAGUAUGAAGACAUCGUGGGGGCUGUUGGGCUUGAGAAGCAGAAUGCAAGCCGCAACUCAUACAUCUCGAUGUUCUUCGGGCGCAACGAUGGCGAGCUUCACGUUGCCAGGCGUGUGCAGCUUUCAAUCUGGCUGCAGAUCGUUCAAGAGUGGGUCGGUAUCGCUGCCAUCACGGUGUAUGCCCCGACCAUUUUCGCGGAAGCCGGCUAUGGAGCACGCAAAUCACAGUGGCUAUCUGGCUUGAAUGAUAUUACGUACAUGAUAAGCACCCUCCUUGCAGUGGUAACGAUCGACAGACUUGGCCGGCGGGUUGGACUGUGGUGGGGCGCUGUUGGCCAAGGCAUCUCCCUCAUCCUUGCAGGCGCCUUCACCAGACUGCUCAAGGACAACCCCGACAAGGCAUCGCAAUAUGGCGGUGCCGCAGCAUUCUUCGUGUUCAUGUACACUGCAGUGUUCGGCGCGACGUGGCUGACGAUUCCGUGGGUGUAUCCGACCGAAACCUUCCCGCUUGAGGUGCGCGCAAAGGGCAACGCGUUUGGCGUGUUUGGAUGGUCUAUCGGUAACGGUUGGCUCACGCUGCUCAACCCCGUCAUGUUCUCGCACAUCCAGGAGAACACGCUGCACAUCUUCGGCGCGAUCAAUUUCCUCACGAUUCCGAUGGUGUGGGCGCUGUACCCCGAGACUGCGAACCGGACGCUGGAGGAGAUGGAUCACCUGUUCAUGAGCGAUAGUCCAUUUGUGUGGGCCGAGGAGGCGCACUUCAAGAAGUGGAAGGAGGAGUCCGAGAGAGCGCGGGUGACCGAGAUCUCGGAGCCGGACAUCGCGGCAGAGUUGAAGGAGAAGCUCGCUAUCUCGUGA